Oncorhynchus keta (chum salmon) is the source of this 15354-nucleotide messenger RNA. RefSeq names its product helicase SRCAP-like. The record is from RefSeq and is a predicted model, not a curated record. The transcript has 33 exons. Gene Ontology annotation, cellular component: Swr1 complex. Bases 583 to 13869 code for a protein of 4428 amino acids. NCBI's taxonomy places the organism in Eukaryota, Metazoa, Chordata, Actinopteri, Salmoniformes, Salmonidae. Gene Ontology annotation, molecular function: ATP-dependent chromatin remodeler activity; DNA binding; ATP binding.
UAUCUGCUCAAUUCUGUUGGAACAUUAUAACGUUACGUUGUGAACUUUGACUCAUACAAAAAACCACCGCCCCAUAUAAUAUGUUUGAUUCAUGAAUAGUUUACAGUGUAGGCCUAACUAUGUUGCCAAUUUCAUUAAUUGCCAUUGGCCAGUACUGUACACUUAUGCAAUUCUUCAGAGAAACGCCUGAAACCAGAGUUGAACCAUAAUGUGUGGUUCUAUGAUGAAUAUGUGGACCGGACCUUGAUCAGCAUCCUGGAAGAGGAAAGCACUGAAGAUCUGUGUCCCACACCACAGACAGGUACAGUGUGUAGCCAGAGCUGCACAGAGGGAGGAAGCUCUGGGGAGGAGGUGGUGCAACAGUGCACCCCUCCGGCUGUGCUGGGUGGCAACCCCCAGGCUGAGCAUUAUGUGGCUGGGUCAUCCCAGCAUGCCCUGCAUCCAGUCCCUGCUGCGCCCCUGCCACCACUGGAUAACACGGCCACGUCACAGCCAGAAAGACGCGUACACGUCAGUGAAAAGAACUCGCCCACAGAGAGUCACCCCAACGGCAAAACUAAGGACAGCCGUGAAGAAGGGGCUAUGUCGGAUAGUGGUGCUGAGGUUGUCCAAGGAGGAUUGGGCCCAUCGCACCCCAAGGAUCCUAGUGUCUCUACAGAGUCUCACUCAGACAGAUUCUCUGACAUACAGACGGAAGGAACAGAGCAAGAUUUGCAUUACGGGUCACAAACUGAUAACCGCAGCCACACAGACAGACAGACGUGCGCUGCUGGACCAGGUCAGGACCAGGCUCUGCAGCAGGGAGGUGCAGGUGGAAUGGUGGUCGUCAGUGGGACAGAACAUCGACAGCCCCUCCCAGGGACAGAGAAAUUGGAAUAUAAACAAGAGACUGGAAUGGAGGAACUUAGCAGGGAACACCCAGCUAGAAACCUUUCCUCUGAAUCCUUCUCAACGGCCUCCCCUCUUCCCCUCAGCCCAAAUAAAGAUAAAGUCCCAGACCACAAAGAAGACAGAGGGAUGGAGCAGCCUCAAACAACUCUGCCUACCCAGGCGACUCAGGCCAGCCACAGACCUCUGUCUGAGGUCAAAGAGCAAGCAGGCAUUCUUCAAAAGUCUGAGCAGCCCAUCACUGACAACUGUGAGAGGAAACAAACCGACAUCUCCACAGAACCUAAAAUCACCAUGCAGAACUCGAAUGAUGACAAAGGAGAGAUGCCGGGAGCUAAUGCUGUGGAGCAGGGACCACAAGAACCUGAAAUACCUACAGAACCAUCUGAGAGUGGACAUGUCACACUUGGGAGUUCACACACACACAUGCUACUCCCAGCCCCACCAAAUGACGUAUCCGGGACCCCACAGCCAGGAGCUAAAUACUCUGGACUUGUACCCUACACGCCUCCUGGCAGUGGAAAUUCCACCCCAAGCUACUCAACUGACCGGCAGAGUGAGAGCGAUAACGAAAAAAGUCCACCUCAACCGAAGGAACAGAUUGAGGCUAACGGGGCAGAGGAGGAGACUGAAAUGGCCGAGCCCUCAGCCAACCUUACAAUCCAGUCACAAAGCUCUUUUCUACACGAGACGUCAAGAACAGCAGCAACCCCUCAUGUCCACCACCUCCUCAGUUUAGAACUAGACUCAAUGCAGACAGAACAAUCUGUUGAAGUUCAGAUGUCUAAUCCUGAGAACGUAACAAGGAUGGAGACUCCACUGGUGUCUGCGCAUGUCCUCUCAACUGACACUCAAGGAGCUGUGAUGCUUGGAGGAGAGACCAGCCUGGAGUUGUCUGAGGAGGUGCAGGUUAAUCAGUGUAUCCUCCCGGAAGAACAUGAUGUUAUUGAAUUAAACUCUGAACUUUCUUCUGGAGAAACAAAGUUGUUUAUUGAAGGGACCCAUUCGGAUAUCGAAAUGUCCCAACUGGCUGCUGGAGAAUUUGAGAUUUAUAGCUUUGCAGAGGAGGAGAUUGCAACAGAAGUUGUUGGAGAGAGACUGUCUCUCUCCCCAAGCUAUGAAGUAAACUUAUUCAACCCACUCAUUGAACACUCUGAGAAUUGUACAGCCAGUGAGGGACAAGACAUACACCUGCCAUCUCCCCCUCAAACGGGUAAUGACAAUGAUCAAGCCAUUAUCCAACAAGGCCCCCUUUCAUCAGAUCACGGUCUCUCAGAAAUGGAGGUCUGUUCAAAUGACUUUAUUCCUAGUCUGUCCACACAAGAUGUAGAGAUGACUGAUGAAAGAUAUAAUUUAGAACCGGAAAACACAACUACUGAAGUGGACGCUGCUGUGGUGGAAGAUUCAAGUGAGGUUGAUUUAGUCAUAACUGUCCCAGGAUCAGAUACAACAGUUGGACAGGCGGACACUUGUACACAAGCUACAGCACCUUGUAUGGAGACCAGCACAGCUGUCUCAGACCAUAGAGGGGUGAGCGUUUCCCCAACCACCCAUCUGAGUGACACCCAAAAGCUGCCAGGUGAAACUGAAGUAGGGUCAACGACCAGUAAGUCUUAUCUUGUCUCCCCAAUGGAAGAAUUAACAGAGGUUGUUGUACAGUCAACCAGUCAACACAGUAUUGAGGUCCUCUCCUCGCCAAUUACCGAGAGUAAAGGGCAGAAUUGUCCUCUUAAAGUGGUACCAGGAGUUACCUUACAAAGUACUACAGAACCAGAGUCCUGUGUUUCUUCUCAUGAAGGUCCUGAAAAUCCACAGCCCUGUCCAACUCUGACAGAAACCCCAGUGCAUACCCAGCAGGAUGUUGAUGGUGCUGUUAAUGUGACAUCAACAAUCGAGGUCAAACCGGAGUCUUCCCGGUCUGCGCUCUCCUCUGGCAUCAUCGACCCAAAGCUCCUCCUAUUAAAGCGUGGGGACACCCCUCUCCUCAAACAUCCACCCUCCUUAUUGUUGGGGUUGUGCGUGCAGCAAAGCAACAGCUUGACACUUCCUAGUGCUAGAAGCCCCAGCUCUGGCUCAGACACUGCGCCUGUGGUAGAGUGCCCUCCUAAAGCUGUGGCAGCCGCAGUCUCUGUGCAGGAGCCUGUGGCUCUCUGCAUUCAUAGAGGCCAGACAGAGCCCUCCGUCAAGAGAGAACCCACAGCAGCAAUUCCCUCUACAAACACCCCAUCCCAGCCCCGUCUGCUCCCUCCCUCUGGUCCCACGCCAUGCAAAUCUGACAGAGGGGCAUUAACUUCGAUCAAAACUUCCAUGGGGAAAGCAGUGACAGUUUCCCAAACCCUAAACCCUCCCACCAUUGGCAACACACCUUCCAAGCACCUCUCUGACCCCACGUUGCCCUCAACAUCAGGCAAUGUGAUGAGGAGUAGUCUCUCCAGUUCCUCCUGUGAUGGGAGCCAGUCUGGACCGCUCCCCGUUAUCCGGCCACGGCUAGCUGGUGUGAAGGGCCCAGGGAUCAGCAGCGCCAAGGAGGAGAGCAGUGAUGGGGAGGCUGACCUGGCAGUGGAGGCCAAGCCUGGCCGCAGGAGCAUGGUCACCCACAGCCCGGCAGAGACCAAGCAUGAGCAGAGACAGAGCAGGCCAGACAGAAAGGCCCUUUUCUCAAAGGUACGCCAGUGGAUAGCAGACAGGGUCACUCCAAGUUCGUCUCCCUUCUCGCCCUGUUCUUCACCCCCCUCUCCAAGCCCAUCUUCCUCUAGUGACUGGACUCCCAGCACUACUCCCCUCGCUCUCCGAGGUCCCCGGGGUAGGUUCCUCUCCCCGCCCUCUAUGGGCCUGGGCGGUUCCUCCCCAUCGGACCCGGUCACUCCCUAUCGACCCCGCAUGGAGCGUCACGCCGACAUGGCCGAACUGGCCAAACACGAAGCUGAGAUAGAGGGCAGGACCCUAGCGUUGAAGAGAGAAGGCUUCUGGUCUAUAAAGCGACUGACCCGUCUGACAGAGCCGCUCCGGCCCAAGGUGCACUGGGACUACCUGUGUGAGGAGAUGCAGUGGCUCUCUGCUGACUUUGCCCAGGAGAGAAGGUGGAAGAGAGGGGUCGCCAGGAAGGUGGUGCGGAUGGUGAUGCGACACCACGAGGAGCUAAGGCAGAAGGAGGAGAAGGCCAAGCGGGACGAGCACGCCAAAAUCAGACGAGUCGCCUCCAACGUAGCCAAGGAGGUCCGGGCCUUCUGGGGCAGUGUUGAGAAGGUGGUGCAGUACAAGCAGCAGUCCCGGUUAGAGGAGAAGAGGAAGAAGGCCCUGGACCUCCAGCUGGACUUCAUCGUGGGCCAGACAGAGAAAUACUCAGACCUCCUAAGUCAGGCCCUGGAAACUGCACCGGCUGGGAACAGUGAAACUGCACCUUCACCACCCAAAAAAUCCCUUCCACUUGCUGUGGAUGAGGAUGACCGAGACUUUGAGCCUCCGUGUGGCGAGGAGGAAGAUGACGAGGAGACCAUCGAUGUGGAGGAGGCACAGGACGGCAAUGAUGCCGAGACUCAGAGGAGGGAGAUGGAGCUGCUGAGACAGGAGGGGACCAUGUCCUUGGCAGAGUUGCUCAGCACCCUCAAACGGCCUCAUUCACAGGCCUCGGAAGAGGAGUGCUCAGACAAUUCGUCAACAACAGUGGGGGAAGACGAAGAGUUCACAGCCAACGAAGAGGAUGCUGAAGAUGAGGAGGACACCAUCGCAGCCCAGGAGGUAGUGGAGGGGGAAGCUGAUCACGCAGGAGAGCUUGAUGACUUGGCUAAAGAAGGUGACAUGACUGUGGAGGAGCUGCUGGAGAAGUACAAAGGAGCGUAUGCCUCUGAUUUCGAGGAGCCCUCAGCGUCCGCCUCUCCUGCCAGCACAGAGGAGUCGGAAAAUUCUGGAGACGAGGAAGAGGAGAGCGAGGAAGAAGAAAGUGAUGUGGAGAGCAACACCACCUCAUCAGAUGACGAGGACAGUGAAGAGGACGAGGUCAGUGACAUUGAGGAAGAGGACAGUGAAGAAGAUGAGUGCGGUGAGGGGAUGGAGAUCCUGCUCAAGGAGGGGGACCACAGCCCCCCUCUGCCAAGCGGCCCGCGGCCCAAGAAGGAGAUCAGCCACAUUGCUGCUACUGCAGAGAGCCUCCAGCCCAAAGGCUAUACCCUGGCCACAACCAAGGUCAAAACUCCCAUUCCCUUCCUGCUGGUGGGCCAGCUGCGUGAGUACCAGCACAUCGGCCUGGACUGGCUGGUCACCAUGUACGAGAAGAAGCUCAACGGCAUCCUGGCUGACGAGAUGGGCCUUGGGAAGACCAUCCAGACCAUCGCCCUGCUGGCUCACCUCGCCUGUGAAAAGAGUAACUGGGGGCCCCAUCUGAUCAUCGUGCCAACCAGUGUGAUGCUGAAUUGGGAGAUGGAGCUGAAGCGCUGGUGUCCCGGAUUCAAAAUCCUCACUUACUACGGCAGUCAGAAGGAGAGGAAACUCAAGAGACAGGGUUGGACCAAGCCCAACGCUUUCCACGUGUGCAUCACCUCCUACAAGCUGGUGCUGCAGGACCACCAGGCCUUCCGACGCAAGUCCUGGCGCUACCUCAUCCUGGACGAGGCCCAGAACAUCAAGAACUUCAAGUCCCAGCGCUGGCAGAGCCUGCUCAACUUCAACAGUCAGAGGCGCCUGCUGCUGACAGGCACCCCGCUGCAGAACAGCCUGAUGGAGCUGUGGUCCCUGAUGCACUUCCUCAUGCCCCACGUCUUCCAGUCCCACCGAGAGUUCAAGGAGUGGUUCUCCAACCCCCUCACCGGUAUGAUCGAGGGUAGCCAGGAAUACAACGAGGGCCUGGUCAAGAGGUUACAUAAGGUGCUCAGACCGUUUCUGUUGAGGAGAAUCAAGGUGGAUGUGGAGAAGCAGAUGCCUAAGAAAUAUGAGCAUGUGGUGCGCUGCCGUUUGUCCAAGAGGCAGCGCUUCCUCUACGAUGACUUCAUGGCACAGGCCUCGACCCGGGAAACGCUGGCUAGUGGUCACUUCAUGUCUGUGAUCAACAUCUUGAUGCAGCUCCGUAAAGUGUGUAACCACCCCAACCUGUUUGACCCUCGGCCCAUUCACUCCCCCUUCAUCACCAAGCCUAUCGUCUUCCACACUGCCUCCCUGGUACAACGAGCCAUGGACGUCUCCCCAUUCAAGCGCUGCGACCUGUCCAUGUUCGACCUGGUGGGUCUGGAGGCCAACGUGUCUAGGUACCAGGCCGACGUGUUUCUGCCUUCCAGGAAGGUCACCCGUCAGCUGAUCCAGGAGGUCAUGGAGUCUCCCGACCCCCCUCCCCGUCCCAAACCCGUUCGCAUGAAGGUCAACAGGAUGUUCCAGCCCUUACCUAAGGCUGAUGGUCGCACGGUGCUGGUGGUGAACAAACCCCGACCCACCUGCCCUGUCACCCCUGCUGCUCAGGCCUCAAGGACCCCUCUCAUCCAGGAUGUGACGCCAACCCCUACACUGCCAGUCCAACAAACAGUGUGUUCAGUGGCACCCACAGCCCCUCCUCGCCCGCCUUUGCACCCCAGUGGCCCCUCUGUCAUGAGGUCCGGCUCCCCAAUGCCAGUCCUGGCCGUACGCCCACCCACCACCUCCUGCAACCCCGCCACCCAUCUCACCCCUCCUCCCAGCAACGUUUUGACCCAACGAGUUUUGCUCAGCCCAGACAUGCAGGCCCGGCUUCCCUCUGGGGAGGUAGUGAGUAUCGCCCAACUGGCCUCAUUGGCUGGGCGUCCUGUGUCAUCGUGCCAAGGCAGUAAGCCUGUCACCUUCCAGCUGCAGGGCAACAAGCUCACCCUGUCUGGGACCCAGCUCCACCAGGUUCCCAUGGCACCUCCACGCCCAGUACAAGGUAACGUCAUGCAUCUGGUGACCAGCGGAGGGCAGCACCACCUCAUCAGCCAGCCAGCCCAAGUAGCAGUUUUCAGUUCAGCCAAUACCCACGCUGUCCCCACCUCUCCUGUACCCUCGGGAAUCCAGCUGCCUUGCAAUUCUUCUCAAGUGCCCUCCUCCGUGGUGACCAGCUCUGGGAUUGUGAAAAUCGUGGUACGCCAGUCGAGCAAGGAAGGAGGGGGUGUACCCACCCUGGCAGUGCCCCCUUCUCCUCGCGUAGCCCCCCAGGCGUCAACCUCCAUGCACCAUCAUGCCAAUACUGCCGUGAGAACUCCUGCCCCCCAGCAAACGGCCCAUCGCCACCCCGGGCCCACCACUGCUCAAUACACCCUGGCCCCACCUAGAACCCCUACCUCAGUCACAAUUAGAACCUGUACCCCAGCCCCCCCUCGAACCCCUGCCCCCCCCCGUAAUCCGACCUCAGCCCUCAGUCAGUCCCAGCCCCCCCGCCCAGUGCUUAAGGUAGUAACGGGACCAGCAGAAACCAGCACAGAACAGAAAGCGCGUGUGAAUUCUACAUUGACGUGUGAGGAGAGCAGCGACACCAAAUCAGCCGUUCCUAAAUCAGGGUCCCAUGUGGGUGGAUUUGUCCCCCCUCGACCCCGGGCACAACCUCGCCCACCUCCUCGCUCCCCCUUCUACAUGUCAUGGCUGGCAGACAGCCUCAAGAAGCAGCGAGACAGCCGCCUGGCCCAGAUCAUCCGGAUCAACGACCUACACUGCAGCGCCAAGCCCGUGUUUGGCCAUGAGGUACUGGACUUCCUCACCUUCCUCCCGGGCUCCUGCCCUGCUCCGGCCCCCAGGGCCCUGGGUCAGUGGGGUCGCUCGGGUCACGCCGCCUGCCUGUUCGCCCAGUCCCACAGCACUACGGACUACUGGGACCAGAGCUGCGCCCUGAGGGAGGGCAUCCACACCACCGAGGACAGGCUGCAGCUGCUCAAAGAUGUGAUCGAACGGUUUACGUUCGUGAUCCCGCCGGUGGAGGCUCCAGCCAUCACCAUGCACAGCUGCCACCCCCCUCCGUCUCUGAGCCACCAGCAGGCCGUGUUCACCUCGCUGCUCUCCUCCCAGGUGGCCCCGCUCACACGCAGUCUGCACCGCAUCCAGUGCAACAUGAGGACCCACUUCCCUGACCUGAGGCUCAUCCAGUACGACUGCGGUAAGCUGCAGACGCUCCACACCCUGCUGCGUCGGCUGAAGGAGGGCCAACAUCGCGUUCUCAUCUUCACCCAAAUGACCCGCAUGCUGGACGUGCUGGAGCAGUUCCUCAACUACCACGGUCACAUCUACCUCCGCCUGGACGGCAGCACCCGCGUCGAGCAGAGACAAUCCCUGAUGGAUCGCUUCAACGCGGACCGCCGCAUCUUCUGCUUCAUCCUGUCCACGCGCAGCGGCGGCGUGGGGGUGAACCUGACGGGCGCCGACACGGUGGUGUUCUACGACAGUGACUGGAACCCUACCAUGGACGCCCAGGCCCAGGACCGCUGCCACCGCAUCGGACAGACCCGCGACGUCCACAUCUACAGGCUGAUCAGUGAGCGCACAGUGGAGGAGAACAUCCUGAAGAAGGCCAACCAGAAAAGAAUGCUGGGAGACAUGGCCAUAGAAGGAGGCAACUUCACCACCGCUUUCUUCAAACAGCAAACCAUCAGGGAGCUGUUUGACGUGAAUGAGGGGGAGAAGAAGGAGGUGACCCCAGAGCCGUCUGUGCCCCAGCCAGAGGAGGAAGAGACGGGCAACAAACAGAGCACCACCAUCCUGGAGCAGGCCCUUUGUCGUGCCGAGGACGAGGAGGACAUCGUCGCUGCCUCCCAAGCCAAAGCAGAGCAGGUAGCUGAACUGGCAGAGUUCAACGAGGCCAUCCCAUUGGACGAGGCUGGCGAAGGGAGGGACCCGGAAGAGGAGGAGCUCUCCAAGGCCGAGCAGGAGAUAGCGGCUCUUGUGGAGCAGCUCACUCCUAUAGAGCGCUAUGCUAUGAAUUUCCUGGAGGCUUCACUGGAGGAUGUGUGCAAGGAGGAGUUAAAGCAAGCAGAGGAGCAGGUGGAGGCUGCCAGGAAGGGGCUGGACCAGGCCAAGGAGGAGGGCCUGAAGCUGCAUGCAGGCUCCUCGGACAAUGACGACGAGGACUUCGCAUCACAGCCAGCGGAGGAGCCCUCGCCGCCCGGGUCGGGCCGUCGCCCACGCAGACACAAAGAGAAAGGCGCCCCCUCCACCAGAAUCAGCGGUAGGCUCCGAGGAGCCACGGCCUCCCCACCGCCCACUUCCCCAGAGCCAGAGUCUGAUUCCCCCACCCCCAGAGAAGUGCCUGAAAGGCUCCGCUCAGCUCUGAGAGGACGAGGGGGGACCAAAGACAAUACCACCACACCGUCCCGCACAGAGCACCCCAGGGCCCAACCCUCCUCAUCAAAGGAAUCUGCCAAACCUGCAUCCACAACCCCGGCCUCUCCUUCUAGAGACUCCAGCCUCAAAUCCGGGUCGGCAGCGCCACCUCUCGGAUCCCAGUCCCAUUCCAGCUCAGUGCCUUCCACUGCCACCAGUCCUCUAGCUGGGAAAUCACUGACACUACCAGGGGACUCACACACCUGGUCACCCAGCAGGGAGAGGGCAGUGUGUAUCACCUCAGAGUCCACGUGUCCAGUGGACCACCAGUCAUACUCUGCCCAGGCCAGGGACUAUGACAUUAGGGACCAGGAGUCCCUGUCUCCCAACUCUGUGUGCCCUCUCUCCCGGUCGCCACGCAAGCGCCAGUCGGCUGACGGGGAGGUCCUGCUAGGCCUUCCGGAACAUUCCCCGUCGGCCAAGGUCCUGCGGAAGCUCCCUGGUCGCCUGGUGACGGUGGUGGAGGACAAGGAGCCCAGGAAGAGGAGGAGGAGAGGCAGCGGGACAGGAGGAGGCUCAUCAGAGGAGACAGAGAACGCUGAGUCGGGCCGAGUCUCAGACGAGCCAAGCAGAGACUCCCAAACCCCUGACAAAACCAGCCUGACACCCGAAGAGAAAGGGACUGCUUCAAAAUACUCAACGACCACCAAACUCACAGAGGACCAAGAAUCCCCCUCAACACACACCUAUCCUGCCAGAAGCUACCUCCCUUACUCCCCGCCCCACCAAUCCCCUGACAUGCCGGUGCUGAGGAACCUGCCGGUGCGGCAGCGGCUGGAGAGCGAGUCUCGCGUGGCGGCGCAGUUAGGAGAGCUGGGCCGAGGGAGGGGAGGGAACUACCACAGGAAAAUGGACAAUCAGCCAGGAAAAGACGGCAACGUGUCCUCACCCGCUAAUAAUGCUAACUCGACCCCACCAGUGAAACGAAAGAGGGGCCGACCCCCCAAAACUCCCCUCAGGUUGGCGGUAUCCCAGCCAGAGCAUGUAUCUCCUCCCCAGCCCACCUCAGCAAGUGAGGGGAGCCCCGCUCUCUCCCCAAAACGCAAGCGGGGUCGUCCCCGCAAGGACUCGACAACUGUAAAGAAUGCUGUGGGUGCAGGACAUAACUCAAACUCCAGCACCACCAGCCAACCUGGUUCCCUGUCUGAGGCUGUUAACACAGAACCACUACUCCCAUCUGCCCCCACUGAGCCUCAAACUGUGACCGCCUCUGCUAUCUGCACCAGCCAAGACUCUCUGUCUACCAAAGCUGAGGACUCUACCGCAACAUUAAAACCAAACACUAAGACUGAGGUCCUUACCACAACCCCAACUUCUAUUCUGGAACUAAGCCCAGCUCAAAUCCUUACCACAACCGAUAUUCCUGCGCCAAGCCGAACUCGAGUUCCAAUCCCAAUUCCAAUCUCUGUCUCCACCUCAAGCUCAGCAACCAUCUCCACCCCGGUUUCAAUUUUAGUCCCUGCCACAAGCUCACCCACAGUCCCCGCCUUAAACUCAAUAUCUGUUCCUGCUUCAAGCUCAUCCACAGUUUCCACCCUAAGCUUACCCACAGUAUCCACAUCGAGGCCGCCCUUUAGCCCUACCUCAAGGUCAACCUCUGGCCUCAUUCGAAUUCCAACUGCAGUCCUCACCUCAACCCUUGCCCAAUUCCUCACCUCAAGACCUAGAGUCUCCACUUCUCCACCAAUCUCCACAACUACCACACAAAUUGUCACCCCUACCCCCAACAAGAUCUCCACUCCUCCCCUUGGCCAAAUCACUAUCCCUACACCAGCUCAAAUCUCCAAAAUGGCCACAUCAGUCUCUACUCCAACCAUCACCCCCACUCCAGCCCCUACACCAACACUCACAAAUGUCAAACAAACCCCUACUCCGUGCCCUACCACAAUUGUUGCAACCCAUGUACCAACACUUAGAAAACUCACCACAACCUCAAUUGCAAAUCUGACCACCAUUUCCACACCAGGCCCAAGUAUAAUCGUCACCACCGUCACACAAGCCCGAACCGCCACCAUCACUGCAACAACCUCCAUACCAACUUCUACCAAAAUCACCAUCACAACCCCCACACCAGCCCCUACACCAACCACCACACUAACCUCUACACCAGCCCCUACCACAACUGUCACCACCGUUACACCAGCCCCUACCACAACUGUCACCACCGUUACACCAGCCCCUACCACAACUGUCACCACCGUUACACCAGCCCCUACCACAACUGUCACCACCGUUACACCAGCCCCUACCACAACUGUCACCACCGUUACACCAGCCCCUACCACAACUGUCACCACCGUUACACCAGCCCCUACCACAACUGUCACCACCGUUACACCAGCCCCUACCACAACUGUCACCACCGUUACACCAGCCCCUACCACAACUGUCACCACCGUUACACCAGCCCCUACCACAACUGUCACCACCGUUACACCAGCCCCUACCACAAGUGUCACCACCGCUACACUGCCCCCAUACACAAGUGUCACCACCGCUACACUGCCCCCAUACACAAGUGUCACCACCGCUACACCGCUCCCACCCAGAACUGUCACCACCUCUACACCGCCCCCACCCAGAACUGUCACCACCUCUACACCGCCCACACCCAGAACUGUCACCACCGCUACACCGCCCACACCCAGAACUGUCACCACCGCUACACCGCCCACACCCAGAACUGUCACCACCUCUACACCGCCCCCACCAAGAACUGUCACCACCUCUACACCAACCACACCCAGAACUGUCACCACCUCUACACCGCCCCCACCAAGAACUGUCACCAAUUCUACACUGCCCCCACCCAGAACUGUCACCACUGCUACUGUAGCCGCUGCCACAACCAUCACAUCAACUCCUACCCCAAUCUCUACCCCAACCCCCACCCGUUCCCAAGUACAUAACUCCACUACCAACAAAAUCGUCACCCAGAUAUCCACCCCAGCCCCCACUCCAAGUUCAACAUUAGUCCUGCCCCUGGCCCAAAUUCCUAUUACAUCUACCCUCUCCAGCAACUCCACUGCUGUGGCUGCCACAGAGAACCAGGCUGUGGAGACUGCCCAGAAUCCUGCCCAGAAUCCUGCCCAGAAUCCAGAUUCAGAGAACAUAAUAGACAUGGAGGUGGAGACCCAGGCAGUUAAAGUGGACAAAAAGGCAGAGGAUGGAGAAGAGGAGAUUAGUGACUCUCAACCGAAAAAGAGGAAAGUGGAGAAUUCUCCUGAAGCCAAAGACACUGUCCUUUCCACUCCCUCUCUCGCUGACCCAGAGACUCCAGUGGCUCCUCGGCCAGAGGAAACAGAUAAGCAGAAGAUAGAGGAGAGUGCCGGAGAUGACAAAGCCGCCAGCAAGAAGAGGCCUCUCAGUCGCCAGAGCAGUCAGGAGUCGGUGCGCUCCUCUUCUCCUUCCUCAGUGUGCUCCACAUCCAAUCCCACCCGGUCAGCCCAAUACAAGAAGAGUGCAGAGAAGAGAGCACCUGCCAAGAGGAGGCGAGGAGAGGUUCUGUCUGACCCAGAGAAGGGAGAGGGGAAGACUGAGAAAGAGUCCACCAACGCCACUCGGAGGAGGCAGUCCAGGUCCUCUUCUUCAGACUCGGACCCCUGUGAAACCAGGAAAGAGCGCCUCACCCGCUCAUCCCAGAGCUGGCAGGAGAAAGAGGGGGAUGGAGAGGGUAACAGGCGGAGAAGAAGACCCGCCAGGAGCUCUGAAUGGGAGGGCAGGACUGUGUCCAACAACACCGGUACUGGGGAGUCUAGCAGCGAGACAUCCUCUGUGAGAGUCACUCGGAAAUCCUCUGGUCCUCUUCCCACCUCGGAGAGUAAACCCCAGUCUAACAGCGUGCCCUCUACCCCUCCCCAGCCAGAGGUCCUGGGAAAGAGAUGUUCAGCCUUGAACGCUGCAGCCAAACUCCUUGCCAUGCGAGGCAGGGUCGACACCCCUGGCAGCAGGAAAGACCCUGCGGCUAAGGCUGCUGGGCAGAAUGUCAUUUCUCCCGCUUCCUCUGACAAGAACCACAAGUCCAAAUCUAAAAGUGCACCAGCCACUCCGCAAACAAACUGCAACAACAAAGCAGGAAUCAGCAAGAUGACCCCCACCAAGUCUAGCCGCACCGCCGCCCGCUCCACCCGCCAGUGCCCUGGCGCCCUCGUCCCACCCCUGGAGACAGACAACAAGAGGGGGAGCAAGAAGGAGGAGAGUGAAAAAGAAAAAAAGAAGCCCUCGGAGGAGAAGGAAGAGGGGUGCGAGAGGGAGACUCGCUCGUCCAGGGGCCACAGCGCCUGCAGCAGCGUGAGUAGCGAUGGUGGAGGGAGUAGCCGGAGCAGCAGCAACAGCAGCCAGCGCACCCACAGCCUCAGCUCCCAGAGCACCGGGCCCAGGCUCAACAGCUCGCGAGCACCAUCCUCCAGCAGCGAACGUGAACGCAGCACCGAGAGGGGCAGGAGGCGCAGCCACAGGAAGGAAGGAGAAGGCUGGGGGAGGGAGACCCGGAAGGAAAGAAAGGAGAGGCAUGCCCAGAAGCGGGAGAGGCUUUCACAGGAAGGGAACGCUGGUUCGGGAGAGAGCACCCCGGACAGGGUGCUGCGCAGCGUGGCGGCUAUGGCAGCAGCUCAGGCCCGCACACCGGCAGCCAACACCCGCUCUUCCCGGUCUUCCUCUGCCCAACACAACAAGACAUGAUGGAAUAACAAUAUAUAUUUUUUAAACUGGGAGAGGGAGUGAGGGAUUCUGACUGGGAAAUGGAGGGGAAAUGGCCUCUAAAGUUGCUGCUUUGUCUACACUGACGGAGGCCAGAGCAGAACUAUGUGUUGUGCAGGUCAGUGACCUCCCUCCCUCUUGGGCCCUCUCCCCCACCCCACAUUAGAGCUGGUCUCCUCUCCAGUUCAGCCAUCAUCAACUGGGGAAAGGCUUAGAGAUGCCCGACUGUUUGCAGAGAGAAAGGUGCCAUCAUGGUAGAGCCCUUCCAGAAGUGAGGUGUUGUAGUCCUGAAGGUGUCACUUCAUACAGACAGUGGCUUGACUGCACACUGGGGACUUUGGGACGAGGUGGGUGCGAGUGAGUUAUUUGUUAGUUCACACUAUGUACUGUAAAACAUUUAAAAAGACUGGAAUACUAGGAGAUGUAUGUGUUCGAGAGAGGAAUAGAUUGCGCCCAAUAUGCAGAUUUUAUCCUCUGCCAGGGUUAUCGGUGGGAAUCAUUCAUGCGACAUUCAAAAUAAUAUUUUGAGUGACACUUGUAUCGUACGUUUGAAGGUUUUAGACUUUUUGGGUUCUGGACAUUUUGUCAGCUGUUCUGACCUCUGUUGAUAAGUUCUGGAUAUUUUAUGGUUUCUUCCAGGAAGAGAGCAGAUCUGUAAAUGUGAUCUUUGCUGCACUAUGCUGGAGCUACUCUUUGCUUGGGCCUCUGUAUCUUGUCAUUUUCUGUCCAUCUGACUUUUUAAAUCCAGCCUGCAUUUUUCCUUUGCAUCUGACUGCAUUGUGGUGUAGUAUUUUACAUAAAUUUCAAUCAAAUUACUACUACGUUCCUGGUACCUCACACAAACUCCAAAUAUGGCUGUCUCUCUCAAGCUUGUUAUGCAUCUCGAAGAUGCAAAUGAUUUUACUCACUGGCAAUGCAGAAAGAAACGGGAGCAGAACCUUGAUUUAACUCACCUUUUCCAAAGUACGAUAUUAUGGUCAACAUUUCAUGUCGUUUAUACUAAAAGGGUAUUGAAUCAGUGUGAAUAAAAAAACAGUGCCUAUUAGGCCGAGUGGGUGAACGGAGAACAGUAUGCUUUGUAAAGUACUUGACGUUGGGGUGUGGAACUUACUGAGUUGUCAUUUGUCACUAAAAAAGGAUAUGCUUUCUGUAAAUCACGAGAAAAGCACCCUAUGCACCAGUGCUACCAAAUUAUUUUUUUAAAUCUGAAUUUCUAUCAUUUCAUUGCUCCUCUUUCAUGUAAGGACUUAAAAUGGUGCAGAUGGCUCUGUAAAUUGUCAAUUAACUUUUGAGGAUUUGCGUUUGUGAAAGCAGUUUGUGGGCAGGGUGAUGUUUGAGUGAAUGGGUGGAAUAUGGUGAUGGUCUUGAUUUGUCCCUUUAAUUUGUUACAUUCCUUUGUUCCCUUGUAAUUCCACAUUGUUUUACUUGAAAGACAAAAUGACAGUUGAAUAAAAGACCAAAAAUGUA